Molecule: messenger RNA, 5322 nt
Organism: Knipowitschia caucasica
Lineage: Eukaryota; Metazoa; Chordata; Actinopteri; Gobiiformes; Gobiidae
Source: the annotation of a GenBank genome assembly
AUGGCGUCAACGGAGGAAAACUUCCCCCGCGGAGGAGCAGCCAAAAACUCAGCAGAAAGGAACAUUGUGGUGCCAAGAUCAGAAGUAGACAAUCUCUUUCAGACAAAUGAACACACAGAAACUAAAAAGAGGAAAGGGGCUGGCAAAGACGAUGGCAAAAAGGUUAAAAAGUCCAAAACCGACGCCUUGAUGCUCAACGUUGCAGGCAACACUGUGGAAAUCCUACAUGCCAAGAAUGUGAAAGAAGGAAUGCUUUUCCUUGGGUGUGUGAAAGAAGUGGCAGACUUUGAAGUAACAAUACUCACUGAGCACCUCAACUCAGAUGAAGCUGACACUGAGGAGGUUUUCUCGUUGCCCCGUCUCUUCGUCCCUGGCAUGGUUAUCAGAUGUGUUGUAGCCAAAGUGGACGUGGGGAAAAGUGGAUCACAGAGCAUUCAGCUUUCGGUGAAUCCCAAAUUGGUUAACAAGGCUCUCUCCUCAAGUUCUGUCAAAGCUGGAAUGGUGUUAAGUGGGUGUGUGGAGAGUGUAGAGGACCAUGGGUAUAUUAUUGACAUCGGCGUUUCUGGAAGUAAAGCUUUUCUUCCCAAAAACUCCGUAAAGGACAAACACAACAGUCCUGAAGUGUUAAAUGUGGGCCAAUAUGUGAUGUCACUCGUGGAUAAAGUCAAAAACGAAGGCCGCAUCAUACAGCUUUCAGUCAGUCCGAAAACCAUUGCGCAGACAUUUGCCGAAGAGGACCAAGGCUGGAACCUCACAAACUUACUUCCUGGUCUUCUGGUCAAAGCAACCAUUAAAAAGGUCACCAAACAUGGACUAAUUAUUAAGUUCCUAUCAAAUUUUAGUGGGCAAGUAGACUUUCUCCACCUGGACCCAGAGAAGUCAUCAAGCUACAAGGAAGGGAAUGAGGUGCGUGCCUGUGUUCUGUAUGUGGACCCGACCAGCCGUUUGGUAGGAUUGAGCCUUCGCAGCUACCUGACAGCCCUUGGGACCCGGGUCAACACCGCUCACCCUGGAGGUCUGCAGAUCGGUCAAGUUGUGGAAAACUGUAAAAUGACAGCUCUGCAUCACAGCUCCGGGGGCACAUUAGAGCUGCCAGACCGAGAACAGGCUUUCGUUCAUAAAAACCACUUGAAAGAAGUAGGUGCUGAGUCCAAUGAGAACAGAACUCUGGCUAAGCUUGAACACACCUGCAGGAUCCUGGACUUUUGCCUCAUAGACCAGAUUUAUUUUGCCUCUUUACGCCAGAGUGUAAUUAAAAGGCCAUUCUUUAGAUAUCAUGACAUUAAUCCUGGUCAAAUUGUAGAGGGAAAAGUGUCAGUGCUGUUCAAUAGGGGAAUGAUUGUCCACAUUUCGGACCACAUUAAAGGCCUGGUGCCCCGGACUCAUCUGUCAGAUAUUCUGUUGAAGAAUCCAGAGAAGAAGUAUACAGAGGGCAUCAAGGUUAAAUGCCGGGUGUUAUCUGUUGAUCCUGAAAACCGGAAGCUGUCUCUGACUCGGAAAAAGGCUUUAAUUGAAAGUUCUUUGCCUCUGUUCCUGAGCUUUGCCGAUGCCCGCCCUGGACGUGUGUCUCAUGGCUAUAUUGUCUGCAUAAAAGAUUUUGGUUGCAUUGUUCGUUUCUACAACAAUGUUAAAGGACUCGUUCCACUAAACCACCUCAGCACCGAAGCCAUCAUCAGCCCCGAGGAGUUCUUCUAUGUCGGACAGGUGUUGAAGACAAAGGUUCUCCAGUGCGACCCUGAGAAGGAGAGACUGUUGCUCUCAUUUAAAGAAGCCGUGGAGGGCAAUGUUGAAGUGCCUGACUUCGAUUGUGAUGUUGGAAAGAAAGUGGAGGCGCGGGUGCUGAAAAAGUUGGUCAGCGGACUUGAAGUUGCUAUCUUGCCCGAUGACAUCCCUGCUGUUCUUCCCAUAAUGCACCUCACGGAUCACUUGUCCAAUGGCCCUUUGCUGUGGGAGAGUCUUCAAGAAGGAGACACCAUCUCCAAUCUUGUUUGUUGCAGUAAGAACAAACAGAAUAUAACUCUAACCAAGAAACCAACUAUAAAAUGGGCUCUGGAAGAAGGAAUUUUGGCCAAAGACUUUUCAGAAAUAACCGUGGGAAUGCAGCUGUAUGGUUGGGUCAAAAAUAUUAUGCCCUAUGGCGUCUUUGUUGAGUUUCCCUAUGGCCUUGUUGGUCUCACUCCCAAAUCCGCCAUGAAUGAUCGAUUCAUUGCGGAUACGACCACAGCCUUUGAGCUCGGUCAGACGGUCAUCGCUAAGGUGACAAACAUAGACGAGGAAAAGCGUCGGUUUCUGGUCACUUUGAAGCAAUCGGAGGUUAUUUUGCCCGUGGGAGACCAACAGACCAGACUGACCAAUGGUCUGCAGGAGAGACGGGCUGUGGCUGAAAUGUUGUCUAUAAGAGAAAACAACGAUCUCCGACAACAGCUGUCGAAUCUGGGCAUUGGUCAAAAGAUGAAGUUGACUGUGGAUUCUGUGGAGGAGGCUCAUGCUACUUUUAAGUCAGAUGAGAUCAACGGUGCCACAAUAACGGCCACCAAACAACAUUUUAUUGGUCAAAAACUAUCGGCUGGACAAAAAGUAACUGCGAUUGUGCUGUUUGUGGACAUCUUAGCUGCCAAAGUCAAUGUUUCCAUCUUACCAAAGCUGUUGUCAAAAAAGAAAUCUUUAAACGAAGGUUCAAAAUACACAGCAACAGUUCAGCUUGUGGAGAAGGACUUUGCCGUCGUCUCAUUGGGGGACACUGCUCAACUGACGCUCAUAGAAAGCCGCAGUCAUCUUAACGAAGUGGCAGUUCAUGAGUCGGACCGCUUAAAGGCUGGAGUCACUUUUGAGGCGGAGGUGAUCGACCCCAACUGUGCGGCGCUGCAAGGGCUCCCCCUGGUGUCCUGGGAGCGUAACAUUCAUAAGCGUCAGCGCACGGCCUCCGAGACGCACCCCACUAAAGGGAAUUGUUUUGGAGAUGUAGUUUGUGGCACAGUGCGUUCAGUGAAGCCCACCUGUAUCCAGGUCACACUGGAGAGUGGGGUUGUGGGCAGUGUGCACGUGUCUGAAGUGUUAGAGCUGGACCAGCUGGUACGAGGCAUUUUCCCUACGUCCUCCAUAAAAGUGGGCAGUAAAGUCACUGCCAGAGUUAUUGGAGGAAGAGAGGUCACAAGUCACAGGUUUUUGCCCUUUUCCCAUCCAAAAUUUAAAUACCAUUGUCCUGAGCUCACAUUGUUGCCAAGCAAAAUAGAAGCAAGUGAUUUCACACCCGUCACAGGCACUGAAAAACUUGACAGUUAUACUGUUGGAGGGGAGAUCACAUGCUUUGUAUCAAAGUAUAAUCCAUUAAAGAAAUCACUGGAAGUUACCACAGAUCCGAAUGUCACAGGAACAGUUGAACUUCUUGCUAUGAUCACUGACCCAAAGGAUGCUGGUCACCCAGAGAAACUUUUUAAACUCGGACAAGCUAUUCGAGCAAAGGUUGUGGAUGUGAGCUCAAAACCACAGCGCCUUGUGCUGUCUCUCAUUGAAGCGUAUAAACUGGAGAAGGACAGUGUUUGUGUGGGAGUUGUGACAAGAGUGCAGCCGUACGGUCUUCAGGUCAGACUGCCCUUCGGAGGCUCAGGAACGGUGGCUGUCACUGAUCUCUCUGACGCCUACAAACCACACUCUGUUGACGCCUACAGCAAGGACCAGCUCAUCAAAUGUUACCUGCUGGGAUGCGAAAAUGACAAAUGGAAUUUGUCUUUACGUCAGUCAAGAAUGAAUCCAGGGCAAGGAAAACAAGUGAAAGACCGGGAGGUGUUGUCCUUGGACAGUUUGAAACCAGGACAGAUCAUUAGGGGCUUCGUCAAGACCGUCAUUGAGCAAGGAGUUUUCCUCAGAUUGUCUCGAAGAAUUACCGGAAGAGCCCAGAUUCAAAAGUCUACGCAGUACUAUAUUUCCAGCUACAAGAUACUUGCGGAUACUCUGCCUCCAAACUCUCUUCUCACCACCAAAAUUCUCAGUAUUGACCAAGAGGCGGAGUUAGUCGACCUCUCUCUGCUCCCAGCGGACACGGAGAAGCCAGAUGUCCUUCCCCAAUCUAUGGGUCUGCCACUGCGGCUCGUGGGAGCGGCAAAGAAGGCACAUGAUUUAAAGAGAAAACGCGACGUGUCAAAAAGUCAGCAGGGUGUAGAGGCUCCAGCGACAAAAAAGAAAAAGUCCAAAAAGUCAAAGGUGGAAGACUGUGACAGCGGCGUGGAAGUGUUCUUCAGGGAGGAAGAAAAUGAAGAAGAGACCAAAGUUGCUCCUGUCCAUCAGGAUCAAUCGUCUGCGGGACCGGCCAGGUUACAAGUGUCAGGGGGGUUUUCUUGGGACGUUACGCUGAGCUCCCUGAAGCCAGUCACUGAAGAGCGCGACGGCGACUCCAGCGAUGAAGACCAAGACACUAGCAGCAAACCCCAGAAGAAGACACGACUGGAGGAGAAGGAAGCUGAGAAGGCGCUGCUGAAACGGGAGAUUGAGCUCAUGAACCCGACCCUGAGGCCCGAAGAUGACGCUGCGUUUGAGCGCCUGUUGUUAGGUUCGCCCGACAGCUCUCUGCUCUGGCUGCAGUACAUGGCCCACCACCUCCAGGCCACACAGAUCGAACAGGCACGCGCUGUGGCUGAGAGGGCGCUCAAAACUAUCUCCUUCAGAGAGGAGCAGGAGAAGUUGAACGUGUGGGUGGCUCUUCUUAACCUGGAGAACAUGUACGGCACUGAGGAGAGCUUGAAGAAAGUGUUUGAGCGAGCCCUGCAGUUCUGUGAGCCCAUGCCUGUUUACCAGCAACUCGCCGAUGUCUACGCCAAGACGGACAAGACCAAGGAGGCUGAAUCUCUCUAUAAAACUAUGGUGAAAAAGUUUCGUCAGAAUAAAGCGGUGUGGGUGAGUUAUGGGACCUUCCUGCUUCAACAAGGACAGAGCGACGCUGCAAACGCUCUCCUCCAGAGGGCGCUGAAGAGUCUGCCGGCCAAAGAGAGUGUGGAUGUGAUUGCUAAGUUCGGGCAGCUGGAGUUUCGUUACGGUGAUGCAGAGAAAGGUUGUGCCAUGUUUGACAAAGUGCUGACGAGUUACCCAAAACGCACAGACUUAUGGUCCGUGUUCAUCGACCUGAUGGUGAAACACGGGUCCCAGAAGGAAGUCCGGGCACUCUUCGACCGUGUGAUCCACUUGAGCGUUUCUGUGAAGAAAAUCAAGUUCUUUUUCAAACGUUAUCUGGAAUAUGAGAAGAAACAUGGCACUCCUCAGAGCAUCCAGGAAGUCAAAGAAAAAGCCAUGGAGUUUGUGGAAUCCAAAGGCACAGAAGCAGCCAGCUGA